AAAUUACUGACGGAAGUUUGGCUGAGAAGAUUGGUUUAAAAGUUGGUUGGCCUGUAGUUAAAAGCUGUGUUUUUAAUUUAUAUAUUUUGUACUUUUAUUGGAUUGGCUUUCAAUAAAAUGGGGAAAGUGAAAGCGCCGGCCGCGGCGGUGAAGGAGAACCAGAAGCAACUGCAUCCGCAGUCAGCCAUGAACAAGACCCUGUGCCUAGCCUCCAAGCAAACACGUUCUAAACGUGUCCCACUGCAAGAUGAAAACUCUGCAACUUUGAAGAAUCAAAUGAAGCUCCAAGUAAAGUACACAGUUAAAUGUGAAACUCCGAGGCGGCGAGGAGAUGAACAGAAGAUUUGUAUUGCCACUGCUGGCAAUUCCACAAAGUCGACUAAAGAGACGAGUAGGGAAAGAAGUACAAGUGAGGAAGGAGCAGAGACUGCAACGACUGCCUCGCUCGCUAGGGGCAAAUCCCAGAAAAAGAGCAAGUCUGCUGCUCAGCCUCCCGGGAGGAGCAAAAGCACAAAAGCAAAUGCAAAAUGUGUUCCAACGAAGUGUAUCGGGAAGCCUCGGAAACGCACACCUGCGAAAAGCCCAGCGGGCAGGUACCGCAAGGUCACUGAUUACUACCCAAUCCGGAGGAGCCAUAGGAAGUGUGAAGGACAGCUGAAGUCAGAAGAAAAGAAAAUAAUUGAUGAAUUGAUUCAGACUGGGAAGGAAGAAGGAAUGAAGGUUAGUAUGAUUGACGGGAAGGGUCGCGGUGUGGUGGCCACAAAGCCUUUCCAGCGCGGCGAGUUUGUGGUGGAAUACCAUGGGGACCUCAUCGAAUUUGCCGAUGCCAAGAGCCGCGAGACUGAGUACGCACAGGACCCCUCCACCGGCUGCUACAUGUAUUAUUUCCAGUACCUCAGUAAAACUUACUGUGUGGAUGCGACAAAGGAAACGACACGCCUGGGCCGUCUGAUCAAUCACAGUAAGAAUGGGAACUGCCAGACCAAGUUACAUGACAUGGACGGGAAGCCCCACCUUAUACUUGUUGCCUCUCGGGACAUUAAAGACGGCGAGGAGUUGCUUUAUGAUUACGGAGACAGGAGCAAGGCAUCAAUUGCAGCACAUCCCUGGCUGAAGCAGUGAGACAGACGAGAUUUAUUUUUGGGAUUUCAAGCUGUCUGAACCUUCUAUCGGGCCUUGAAGCAUCAUUUCAUUAAAUACCAUGGAGCUGGCCUUGCAUCUUAGGAACAUUUUAGAUCUUAAUGCUUUAUAAAUCUUGCACACGGGUGUGCUUUAGUGUCUUGCUGCCAUAAAGCAGAUUUGGUAUUUUAUAUAAACUAUUUUCUUUGUACAGUAGCAGCUGAGACCUGCUUCUGUGUUCUGCAAAAGAAACUGUUAUUGAAUGGUCUCAUUUCUAAAGAAAUGAACCAAUUUUAGAAAGCCUCGGUGUGUGCCGGUGCUGAAUUCAAUGUCCCUUCUGUCUAGAAGAUGCAGUUGGACGUUUCCAAUGAGCGCUUGAUUACUUUCACUGAAAUGCAUUUUUAAAGCCGGUCUCUGCAUUUCAUGCUUGAUCCCCGGUUAUAAAUAGAUAUUUAAAGUUUGUGUACAAAAGCUUCAUGUUGAAGAAUAUUUAAAUAAACUGUGACCUAGUCAUACUGAAGCCAGUUGUGUUACAGGAGGCUCCAGCGAGAAGAGUUCUGUUACCAAAGUUCACAGUUCAAUUUUUUAGCAGAGUACAUACAUGUCACCACGUACAACCUGGAGAUUCUUUAUCCUGUGGGCAUACUCAGCAAAUCUAUAGAAUAGUAACUGUAAACAGGAUCAACGAAAGAGCAUCAAAGAUGGCAGCUUGUUGAAAUGCAACUAUAAAUAGCAGCAAAUAAUGAGAGCAUGAAAUAACAAGAUAGAGGCACUGGUGAGGCCUUACUUGCAGUAUCAUGAGCAGUUUUAGGGCCCAUAUCUAAGAAAGGAUGUGAAGAAGAUUUUUUUCUAUGGGGAGUUGUGGGGGGUGGGGGAAGAGCCUAAGACCAGAGGGCACAGCCUCAAAAGAGAGGGAUGUCUAUUUAGAACUGAAAUGAGAAGUAAUUUCUUCAGCCAUAGCGGUGAAUCUGUGGAGCUCAGGUCGUUUGGGUGCAUUUAAGGCAGAGGUUCAGAGGUUCUUGAUUAGUCAGGGCAUGAAAGGUUAUGGGGAGAAGGCAGGAGAUUGGGGCUGAGAGAGAAAUGGAUCAGCCAUGAUGAAAUGGCAGAACAGAUGCAAUGGGCUGAAUGGCCUAAUUCUGUUCCCAUCUCUUAUGGUCUUACCCCAUGGGUAGGAAGCUGGAUGUGUCACUGCAACAUUUCUGACUGUCUUCUCUCUGUUUAAGGGUUUUAGAAAGAUUCUUCAGUGACGGCUCCUCACACUACCUUAUUGAGGUGGUGUGCAUCUGACAGGCUAUUGCGUACUGGCUUGAGUAUCACAUACUCCAACAGAGGCCUCAAACUCCAAGGAGAGGGUCCUGCUCUCAUUGCAAUCCCUCUGUACCCCCUGCACCUCACACGCAAGACCCCCAACUCCUGUACAGUAAAACUGAACUGGCCAUAUCUCAUACCCAGGCCAUUUUAUUUUAAACUUCUGACACCCUUUGGUUGGGGGGGGGGGGGGUGGGCCAAAGGCCAUAGUUAACUGUCAUACGUGGGAAACUUACUGAGCCUUUCACAGGCUCUGGAUUCCACAGUAGCCAGCAACCUGGGUUCAAUUGCCACUGCACUCUAUAAGGAGUUUGUACGUUCUCCCUGUGACUGUGUGGGUUUCCUCCCACAGUCCAAAGAUGUACAGGUUGGUACUGGUGGUUAAUUUGUCCCGAGGUGUAAUUGGGCAAUGAGGGCUCGUUGGAGGUACAGGAACCUGAAGGCACACACUCAAUGUUUUAGCCUUGUGUUUUAUGGUCUUAGCGGAGGUUGACAGGUUCAUGGUUAGUUAUUGCCUCAAAGGUUAUGUGAAGGAGGUAGGAGAAUUUAGGAGGGAUGAUUAUCCAUGAUGGAAUGGCAAAGCAGGUGGAGUGGUGUAAUUCUGUUGUCUCGUGGUCAAAUGAGCAGCUGUUGAUUCGGAUUUAGUUGCGUGCACCUCAAAACAGACAGUGAGAUGCGCUGUUUGCCUUAACAACUAACACACCCAAGGAUCGUUGGGGGUAGCCCGCAAGUGUUGCCAUACAUUCCACGAUCGACACAGCAUGCUCAAGAUGUUCAGCAGAAUAACACAAACCCCUGUUCCACCCUCUCCCUCACUCACACAGACCUGUCUCCACUCCAACCCCUGGCAGGGGGUCUUUGACUCUGGCCCCUCAAACCAGCAGACCAUGGAAGUUGGCGACCUCCAGUGUCACAGACUUGACCUUCAGGCUUUUCCCUCCAGACACGCUGACCUUGGUCGUCAGGCUUCCUGCCCCUGAGAUCUGAGCUCUGCACUUGGACAUUUGGCUUUGGUCUUCAAGCUUUGGAAUAGACCAGCUUGAAGGAUGGUUCCAGAGCAGCAGUUUCAGUGCUGGCCUUCAAUACCAACCCCCUUUUUGUAUGGAGUUCGCACGUUCUUCCUGGGACUGUCAAAUGCUCCAAUUUCCUCCCACAUCCCAAAAACGUACACUGGUAUUUAAAUGGCAGAUUCUGUGUAGGUAAAUGGUAGGUGGGCAUGCAGGUGGGAGAGGGGGAGAUGAUGCUUGUUGUGACUGAUCAAAGUCACCAGAGAGACACUGAAGCUGGUGAUAUAAAAAAUCUUUAUUGACGAUAGCAAGUCUGGAGACUCUCUCAGUAGAGGCUCACAAACUCCAGGUGUUGUGUAUUUUUUUAUACCCUUAAGAUCAAAGGUAACAACAGCAGGUGAUUCAAUGGUUGCAGUGACAUUGUAAACUGCAAGCAGUAAAUUGAAGUAAAGAAUGAAAAAUGAAAGCUAA
This is a messenger RNA of Hypanus sabinus (Atlantic stingray), 3905 nucleotides long. Its product is annotated as N-lysine methyltransferase KMT5A-like. The record is from RefSeq and is a predicted model, not a curated record. The coding region runs from base 118 to 1122 and encodes 334 amino acids. Gene Ontology annotation, molecular function: protein binding; histone H4K20 methyltransferase activity. The transcript has 8 exons. Lineage: Eukaryota; Metazoa; Chordata; Chondrichthyes; Myliobatiformes; Dasyatidae.